Molecule: messenger RNA, 547 nt
Organism: Drosophila rhopaloa
Lineage: Eukaryota; Metazoa; Arthropoda; Insecta; Diptera; Drosophilidae
Product: ribonuclease kappa
Exons: 3
Coding region: 147-434 (95 amino acids)
Molecular function (GO): RNA endonuclease activity
Source: RefSeq, a predicted model, not a curated record
UGUUGGUCACAUGAUAUAUUCACCUGACUGUUCUCUGGUUAGGUUCGACACUAAAGAAAUUGUCGCUGCAGAAUAAAAUUAAUUUUGGGUUUAAAUAAAAUAUAAGAUUAUUUUACUUUAUCAGCCUUUUUUAAAAACCCCGAAAAAUGAAAAUCUGUGGUCCCAAGUUGUCCCUCUGCGGUCUGAUCAUCUCUGUUUGGGGCAUUGUCCAACUGGUUCUCAUGGGACUAUUUUUCUACAUCAAUAGCGUGGCUCUUAUUGAGGAUUUACCCCUAGAAGAAGAAUACCAUUCCUUGGAAGAUUUUUAUGCAGCUGCUAACAGAGCGUACAAUCAGAAUGCUUACAAUUGUUGGAUUGCAGCUUGCAUCUACGUGUUGACAUUGCUGCUCUCGGCACAACAAUUCUACAUGAAUAGCAGAGUAACUGCCAACUAAUAUUUUAAAAUGUAGCAUUCGCAACUAAACGUUGUCAGUGUGAGGAAAAAUGUACGUGUACAUACUUCUCCGUCUGCGCCCUCAAAUAAAUAGUAUUGAAAUGUUCAGUUAAA